CUGCCCCUGAACUCCCGGCUCCGCAGCUUCCAGGUGUCAUGGCGGUCCGAGCGUCAUUCGAGAAUAACUGUGAGAUCGGCUGCUUUGCUAAACUCACCAACACCUACUGCCUGGUGGCCAUCGGGGGAUCAGAGAACUUCUACAGUGUGUUCGAGGGUGAGCUCGCCGAUACCAUCCCCGUGGUACACGCGUCCAUCGCCGGCUGCCGGAUCAUCGGGCGCAUGUGUGUGGGAAACAGGCAUGGUCUCCUAGUGCCCAACAAUACCACUGACCAGGAACUGCAACACAUUCGCAACAGCCUUCCAGACUCAGUGCAGAUCCGGCGGGUGGAGGAGCGACUCUCAGCUCUGGGCAAUGUCACUACCUGCAAUGACUACGUAGCGUUGGUCCACCCAGACCUGGACAGGGAAACAGAAGAAAUCCUUGCUGAUGUGCUUAAGGUGGAAGUCUUCAGACAGACGGUAGCUGACCAGGUGUUAGUAGGAAGCUAUUCUGUCUUUAGCAAUCAGGGAGGACUGGUGCAUCCCAGGACUUCAAUUGAAGACCAGGACGAGCUCUCCUCUCUCCUUCAGGUGCCCCUUGUGGCGGGCACUGUGAACCGAGGCAGUGAUGUGAUUGCCGCUGGGAUGGUUGUGAAUGACUGGUGUGCCUUCUGCGGCCUGGAUACAACUAGCACAGAGCUGUCGGUGGUGGAGAGUGUCUUCAAGCUGAAUGAAGCCCAGCCUAGCAGCAUUGCCACCAAAAUGCGGGAUGCCCUUAUUGACAGCCUCACCUAA
Molecule: messenger RNA, 776 nt
Organism: Elephantulus edwardii (Cape elephant shrew)
Lineage: Eukaryota; Metazoa; Chordata; Mammalia; Macroscelidea; Macroscelididae
Gene: EIF6
Product: eukaryotic translation initiation factor 6
Exons: 6
Coding region: 39-776 (245 amino acids)
Biological process (GO): ribosomal subunit export from nucleus; maturation of 5.8S rRNA; cytosolic ribosome assembly
Cellular component (GO): cytosol; nucleolus; preribosome, large subunit precursor
Molecular function (GO): ribosomal large subunit binding
Source: RefSeq, a predicted model, not a curated record